Molecule: messenger RNA, 2155 nt
Organism: Oryzias latipes (Japanese medaka)
Lineage: Eukaryota; Metazoa; Chordata; Actinopteri; Beloniformes; Adrianichthyidae
Product: cell adhesion molecule 2
Biological process (GO): cell surface receptor signaling pathway; cellular response to lipopolysaccharide; T cell costimulation
Cellular component (GO): external side of plasma membrane
Source: RefSeq, a predicted model, not a curated record
CAGGGCGUGAGGCCCCGCCCACAUCCCCCUCACAGGCUGAAGUUCGGUAAACAGGCUCGCGGUCGGAGCAGAACCGUCAGUCCACUUUCAGCUGUGCUGAUGAAGAACCGGAAGUUCCUGUGAAGAUGGACGUCUUCUCCGUUCUGGGUCUGCUCCUUCUGAGCGUCGGAGGCGUUUAUCCAGGGUUCAUCAUCACAGCUGAACGUGGACAGAACGUCUCUCUGACGUGCGACCUUCCCGACCCGGAUGGAGCCGGGGUUCUGGAGUGGACCAGGGCUGACCUGAAGGAGGCCUACGUCUUCAGGGACCGGACCCCGGACCCGGAUCUGCAGCAUCCGUCCUUCAGGAACCGCGUGAGCCUGCAGGACGGUCCGAUGUGGGGUCCAGACCGGUCCGUGGUUCUGCAGGAGGUGACGUUGGACGACUCGGGAACCUACGAGUGCAGAGUCCUCCACGGAGGACCGGACUCUGGUCCCAUCAGCACCGUCCAGCUGGUGGUGGUUCCAGAGCUGGAGGUCAUCCACGCCCAGAGCGGCCAGAGCGUCACCCUGCCGUGCCGCGCCCCCGGCGCCGACCCGCAGGCGGACAUCCGGUGGAGCAAACACGACCUGGAGCCUGAGGAGGUCCUCCUCAUCGAGGGCGGGGUCGUCCAGCACCCCACCAUCAGGGACCGCGUGACGGUGGGACACCUGUCCAUCACUCUGAAGAACGUCGUGCUUGAAGACUCGGGAACGUACCGGUGCAGAGUGGUCCGCAGGCCCGCCGCCCGCAGGAGGAGGUCCGGCCCGGACCGGGACCACGUCACCAGCGUGUACCUGUCCGUGUCCCCUGCAGCUGCACGUCUCGGCCAGCAGGGAGGGGCAGCGGACGGCCUCCCCCCUGCGGUGGUGGGAGGAGCCUUCGGCGCCGGACUGGUCCUGGGAGCGGCGGCUGCAGGGCUCGCCGUCUUCACGCGCAGACGGUCCAGGAACCAGAACCUGAUUUAAUCAAUCUGCUGGGCGGAGUCAGGGCGGGGCUCGGAGUGUGCAGUGGUCUUGAUUCAGCCGUGAGGUCGGGGGUUCGAUCCCCCUCUCUCCAUCAUCCUGAACCUCCUCAAAGCUUCACCGCCACGGUGCUUUGGACUGAGAGGGAGGGGCUUCUCUGAGCCGUCAGGUUCUGUUCGGACCGGGAGGCCGCGGGUUCUCCUGUCCGUCUGGACGGAUCCAAGGAUGCAGACGGGUCGGGGUCAGACCGGGUCAGACCGGCUCAGCCUUAAGGCCUUCAGUCUGUUCACAGUUUAGAUUCUGACUUCUCGCUUUUAGACCUGAUCCAGAGGUGAUGUGGGGGCGGGGCUUUGAGCCCAUUGGCCACUGGGACAUGAUUGACACCUGGGGACAGGUUAUGAUGAUGACACAUCUGCUCCGGAACAGCGUCCGCUGUGGGCGCCGCCCGUGGCGUCCCGAGACUCUAACCUCUGUCACCAGAUGUCAAUCAUGUCCUGGCAGCUCAAAGCCCCGCCCCCCACGCCAGACAGGACCAGCUCUAACUAAAAGUCUGACUCUGAAGGGUGAACCCAACGUAGAAGCAGCUUCAAGUUUCCAGUCUGAAUUCAGAUUGAAAAAGUCUUUUUAUAAAUGUUCUAAUGUCUUUUUACAUUUUAGUCUGGAUUUUGUUCCUUUCAAGAUGACCUGGUUUGACCCGGUCUGAGCCCAGUCUGACCCGGCCCUGAGGGUGCAGACGCUGGGGUCCAGCAGGUGGACUGAAGCUGCCCGGGUUCUGUCAGACGGAACCUGGAGAGCUGCAGGCUCUGUUCUGAGUAGGCGUGAGAAGGUUCUGGAGGAAGCAGAACGUUGGAGAACUUUGUUUCUACCUCAUGAUCCAGAUGACUGUCAGAAUAAAAUGCUGCGGUUCUGUUCUGUUCCAACCAUCAGGACUUAAUUCUUGUUCCUGAUCUUCUCACCUUUUAUCUAUAAUCAUACUCAGAACUUUAGAUUUUCACAUUAAAGGUAAAAUCAUCUUUUAUUUUUUUAGAGGCUUUUAUUUUAAUGUGAGUUUUCAGACUUUUAUUUUGAAGUUUGCAUUUUAUUGUAUCUCUGCACGAAAUAUUAAAACUUGAUUGAAGUGAUUCUCUGGAAAGCAGCUUUCACAAUAAAACCUAAGAACCUUUCAGAAUAAA